AUACAGUGAAACUCCAGCAGCAGGAGAAGUUCUCUACAGGAAGCCGGGCGGAGAAUGAGAGAAUGAGAGAUUAAGAGAAUGAACGGAUCGAUGCCCAAAUGAAAGAGAAAAUAGAGGGAGAAUUCUGCGGGCUGUGAACUGGCGGAACUCGUUACUCGGUUCAGGUUUGUUUGGGAACUCGGGCUGCAGCUUCUUCACGAGCAAAGCAGAAACAGCAGCAGCAGAUGGACAGCAGAACCGGGUCGGUGUGAGGAAAACUCCCCCGAGAAAGAGAAAGAGCGAGAGGGAGAGAGAGAACCAGUGUCAAACUACACCAACCAACCAACCAACCAACCGAGCAGAGCUGAGGAACAUCUCACUGAAGUCUCGCAGAAAUGCAGGAAACCCCAGCAACCGACCUCUCCCCUUCGGUCCUGCAGUGUUCCUGUGGAUCGGUGGAUUUGGUGCUGAAGAAGAAAACCCCGACUCCUCCCAGAACAUGUCACACUCACUCAGUAGAGAAGUCCCGCCCACAGCCCAUAGCUGCACCCAGGAAGCCCACCUCACAGAAACCUCAAGUGCCCCCUAAGCCUGUGCACCUGCUAGCUUUGGGGCAGGACAAGCAGCCAGUGCGAAUCCCUCCAGCGCCGUGUCGCCCUCUCCCGACCCCUCCACCCAAACCCAAACUUCUGCCUCCACAGCACAACAAACAGUCAGCAAGGAGUGUGUGUCUGCUGAUUGAGAAGUUUGAGAACUCCAGGGUUCCGAUUUUAGGAGUCCAACCAAGAAGUCCCCUGCUGCUGUGCCUGAACAUGGAGGCUCCUCCCACCUCUGUGGGGGACUCCGCCCCCGAAAUCCAAAAACAGCACCGGUUUGACGAGCCAGGGUCCAACUCCUGCUCUGCGGAUAAACUUGCACUUAACUCUUCUCAGAGUUCAGAGGAAACUGCGUUAGACUGUUUACGAAUAGACUGUGCCAACGACGAACUCGACCACGGCAAGGAGCCGGACGUUAACCACAGCGACACAGAUGGUAACCACAGUGAUGUGGAGCACAUCCUCAGUGAACUGGAGCGUAACCAUAGUGACACAGAACAUGAUGGCGGGGCUUUAAUUGAGGCCCCCUGUGAAGCGCAGGAUAACGACGUGACUCCACGUGAAUCCAGCGGAAAAAUACCAAAUCGGGACAGCGGGAUCGAUAGCCCGUCUUGUGGAGGCGACGGAGAGGUGUUUCCAAACGAGGUCCCCAUCGAAGAGGAGGAGAGGAACGACAGCAUUGCUACAGAAACGGAGAGCGUGUCCUGUAUCACCACCGAAAAUAAGCGGGACUCGACGCAGGACGAAGACAGUGACUUGGACGAGGGAAGCAGUGAAGAACCAGAGAGUCUUGAAGGCAAAUCUGAGUCUCAGAAGCUGUUCAACAUUGCCCAGGAGCUGCUCCACACAGAGGAAGCUUACGUCAAAAGACUCAACCUUCUGGACCAGGUGUUCUGUACCAAGUUAACAGAAGCAAACAUUCCUGCUGAAGUGAUCACAGGCAUCUUCUCAAACAUCUCCUCCAUCUACUGCUUCCACCAUCAGUUUCUGCUGCCUGAGCUGCAGACUCGAAUUACAAAAGAGUGGAACACACAUCCGCGUAUAGGGGACAUUCUACAGAAGCUGGCUCCGUUUAUGAAGAUGUAUGGAGAGUAUGUGAAGAACUUUGAUCGUGCCAUGGAACUGGUCAGCACCUGGACACAGAGGUCAACCCAGUUCAAAAGUGUGGUCCAGAAUAUCCAGAAGCAAGAUGUGUGUGGUAACCUGACGUUGCAGCAUCACAUGCUGGAGCCGGUGCAGCGCAUCCCUCGAUACGAGCUCCUCCUCAAAGACUACCUGAAGAAACUUCCCAGUGAUGCAGCAGAUAGGAAGGAUGCAGAGAAAGCUCUGGAUUUGAUCUCCACAGCUGCUAACCACUCUAACGCUGCCAUCAGAAAGAUGGAGAAGAUGCACAAGUUGUUGGAAGUGCACGAGCGACUGGGUGGUGAGGAAGACAUUGUUAAUCCAGCUAAUGAACUCAUCAAAGAGGGCCAUAUAAAGAAGAUGUCUGCUAAGAAUGGAACCGCUCAGGACAGAUAUCUCUACCUGUUCAAUAACAUGUUGCUGUACUGUGUGCCGAAGUUGAGACUGAUGGGUCAGAAGUUUAGUGUGAGAGAAAGAAUUGAAAUAGCAGGGAUGGAGGUUCAGGAGAAUGUGAAGCAGAACCUUCCCUACACUUUUACCAUCAUCGGCAAGCAGCGCUCCCUCGAGCUACAGGCCAGAACUGCUGAAGAAAAAGAGGACUGGAUACAGGUGAUCUGGGCCACUAUAGAGAAGCAUAAACAGAACAGUGAGACGUUUAAUAAGGCCUUUAACAGCUCCUUGUCUCGUGAAGAUGAACACAUGAGCAUCCCAGACUCACCGGGUCCCUGGAAUAAUUCCUCUGUAGAUUCAGAUGGAGGGGUGCAUGAGAGGAGGAGUUCAAAGAAGCGAGAGAAAGAGAAGGAGACGUGUAAGGGCUGCAGUGAAACUUUCCAUUUCACCAAACGCAAGCACCACUGCAAGAACUGCGGAGCGGCUAUCUGUGGUAAAUGCUCGAAGGUAUUGGAGAGUAAGAACAGCCGCUUGUGUAAACAGUGUUAUGAAGCAACACCAGGGAGCAGCGCUGAACCAAAGAAAAGAACCGGGGUAGAGAAGCAGCUCUCGUUGACGGGUGACUGUUGUGUUUUGAGUAGUCAGCUUCUGGUUCAAGAGAAGGGGAAGCACUGGACUAAGACGUGGGUGGCGAUAACGAAAGCUGAGCCGCUAGUGCUCUACCUACAGACCAGCAGCCAGGAUGUGCGUGGAGCCCGGAGCAUCUCUCUACCCGGUUAUGAAGUCAGCGCGUCGCUGCCGCCCUCAGAGAAACCAGAAGGCAAGCACGUGUUCAGGCUCAGCAACUCCCAGCAUGCAUUGCUCUUCAGCGCUCAGGAUUCGGAAUUAAUGGCCAGAUGGUUGGAGCUUCUUUCCCACGCUACAAAAGGGGAGGUCUCGGAGAUGUCCGUCAGUUUGACAGACCACAGGAAGAGCCAAUGAGGCGAGCCGCUGAGAACAGCCGAGCCGCUUUGCCACUCCCACCGACCUUCGGCUUCUGAGCCACUUUUAUAAAGAACUUUAUUACUUGAAUUCGUGUUCCCUCAGCACUUUUUCUUCUUUUAAGAGUUAAGAUAUUUCAGUUCGUCACCUCUUUUACUUUCAAUUUUCAUAUAGGCACAAAACACACACACUCACACACACACACACACACACACACACACACAUCGUUCCACACCUAUGCCACUGUUGUUCCUGGUGAGCUUUCAUUCCCCUGAUGCACUGUUCUCUCCUUUUCCGUUGACGUUCUGUGUCCUUUUGUACCAUAAUAGAUGAAGUUGUGGAUUUUUAUGAAAUAUUAUAAGAUGAUAAGAUGGAUGUUUUAUGAUUUUUUUCACCCUCUUUUUUAUAGAUUUCCUGUAAAUGGUGUUAUUAUUUGUGAAGCAUUAAUUCACCCAUCACGUGUGUUGGAAAUACUGUAUAAGAUGCUCAUGUUUCAGAUGCUGAUUUGUUUUUUUCUUUGUUUUAUGGCAAGUUUUUGUUCCUUCUCCACCUGCUCAACUCGUUCUGCUUCUGCGGUUUUGUAGCAUCCUUUUGAAGCUCACUUACAAAAAGAGGAAACUCCUUUUUAGUCAGAAGAAAACAAACAAAUGUGGCAGUGCCACCCAGCAGCUCUAAAAGCAUCACUAUUAUCUGCUGUGUAUCUACUAGUACUGUUACCUGUAGAAACAGUACCGUACUAUAAGUACUGUAAGCUGUGCCUCUCGCCUCUUUAGGACUGUUUAAGACUGAUCUCUCUGUGCUCAGAAUAUCCCAUAUUUAUGACACGCCUUUAAAAAAGAAACAUUAGGUGAACAUAUCUUCUCAGUCAAUGUUGAUUAUUUUAAACCACAGUGGUGACAGAACCAGUAUUAAUUCUACUCUCUUUUGUUUUUUUGUUUUAAACCAUAAAUGUUCACAAAAAGGAAAGUGUCUACCAUAUCAUAAAUAAAAGAAUAUCUGCUCUUCA
Astyanax mexicanus (Mexican tetra) is the source of this 4074-nucleotide messenger RNA. It is a transcript of the gene fgd, whose product is annotated as faciogenital dysplasia. The coding region runs from base 375 to 3068 and encodes 897 amino acids. Gene Ontology annotation, cellular component: cytoplasm. The record is from RefSeq and is a predicted model, not a curated record. NCBI's taxonomy places the organism in Eukaryota, Metazoa, Chordata, Actinopteri, Characiformes, Acestrorhamphidae. The transcript is spliced from 19 exons. Gene Ontology annotation, molecular function: guanyl-nucleotide exchange factor activity; metal ion binding. Gene Ontology annotation, biological process: cytoskeleton organization; filopodium assembly.